AUAAGUUUUAUUAAAUAAAAACUUAUUUUUGCUCACUAUUUGGUUUGAAUUGACAGCUAUGACAUCACAAUAUGGCGCCCUGUUGGUCAUAUUCUUAGUUGAAUCGCAUUAUAAAGUAUAGUGUUGAAAAGAAUCUAUAAAAAAUUGAUAUAUUAUAUAUCUAUAUAUUAUAGAGUGCCAAUAGCUUGUUCUCUCAUUGAUUCUAUGCAAUGGCUACCAAUUCCAUAGUGGUGGAUCUAAGAUCCGAUACUGUAACUAAACCGUGUCAAGCUAUGAAAGAUGCUAUGUCCUCUGCCUCAGUAGGUGAUGAUGUUUAUGGUGAAGAUCCCACUGUUAAUCGUCUGCAAACAGAGGUGGCCCUCUUGUUAGGAAAGGAAUCAUCUUUAUUUGUACCAUCUGGUACUAUGGCUAAUCUUAUUGCUGCAAUGGUGCAUUGCAACAAAAGGAGUGCGGAAAUGCUGUGUGGGGAUCUGUCACAUGUUUUUAAAAGAGAAGGUGGGAUUUCUCAUCUUGUAGGGGUGCAAGUGAGUGCUUUAAAAAACUGCUCUGAUGGCACAUUUAAGUUGGAUGAUUUUGAAAAACAUAUAAGAGGUGCAGAUAUACAAGAGCCAAUCACUAUGAUGGUUUCUAUUGAAAAUACACACUCUUACUGUGGUGGAAAGGUUCUGCCACUGCAAUGGAUAGAAAACCUUGCGCAGGUAUCAAGGAAACAUGGAGUAGCCGUGCACAUGGAUGGUGCUAGAUUAUUCAACGCAUCUGAAUACCUCCGCGAAGAUCCUGCAAGAUUAGUUCGCGACUGUGAUAGCGUCUCAUUCUGUUUUAGCAAAGGAUUAGGGGCUCCUGUUGGAUCAAUUCUUGCUGGGACCAGGAGAUUCAUUGAUCAAGCACGCCGUUUCCGCAAGAUGUUAGGCGGUGGUAUGAGACAGGCAGGCGUCAUAGCGGCAGCAGCUCUGGUCAGCUUGGAACAAUCUGUGCCCUCACUUGAUGCAGAUCAUCGACGAGCGCAAUAUCUUGCCAAAGAAAUACAAAAACUCAAACUCCCGAUUUGCACUGUGGACACAAUUAAUCAGCAUACAAACAUAGUACAUGUUAAUAUAAGCGAUAAAACAAAUAUUACAAGUGAAAAAAUUGUUGAUCGUUUAUAUACUGUGAGUCAAUCAGAAACAAAUGGAGAUUGCAAGACAUCAGAAGGUCUUUGCAUUGUUGUUCGAGGAAGUGCAAAGCCAGAUUCCAAAACUCUCCGGUUUGUUUUACACCAUGACAUCAAUGACGCAGAUUUGAAACUCGCUGUUAAAAAAGUAUGCUUUGUGCUUACCGAAAUGGAUAAAAAUAAAUGAUUUUCAUAUUUA
Messenger RNA from Chilo suppressalis (striped riceborer), 1349 nucleotides. Lineage: Eukaryota; Metazoa; Arthropoda; Insecta; Lepidoptera; Crambidae. The record is from the annotation of a GenBank genome assembly.